ACUGUUUCUCUUCAUAGACUGCAGUUCCAAGUUUCUCUUGAUACAAACAGGAAGUAUUUCUCAGGUACAACAACAGAGUGUCAGUGCUGGAUGUGAGGAUGGGACACACUUUUCUGUGUGUGCUGUUGUUGACCUUGUUGGAUACACUCCUCUACUGUGGACAUGCUCAAGAUAAACCCAGGGCCACACUGACAUCAGGACCAACAACCAUACCAGUAGGAGGCAGAGUGACACUGACCUGCUCUGUGGAGCCCUCUGCUGGAUGGAAAUAUGAGUGGUUCAGACGUAGCACAGACACCUCUGAAGUUCAAGUCAUAACAAAUGAUGGAGAAAACAGAGUUAUCAGUGUAUCACAAGGAGGAAUCUACCGGUGCAGAGGAAGAAGAGGAAGAAGAGGAAAACCAGUUUACUACACUGAUCACAGUGAUCCAGUCACCAUUGAGAUAACCUUUCCCAACAAGGCUGUUGUAACACAACAACCCAACUGGCCUCAGAUAUUCAGAGGUGAGAAGAUCACUCUGACAUGUGAGGUCCAGGGAGGUGAAGACACUGAGUGGAUAUAUGACUGGAGAAAACCCAGGUCAUCUACACACUGGACAGACAAUAAAUACUGGACUUUCACUGCUUCUGAGUCCAGCAGUGGAGACUACAUGUGUAGGAGUAGACUCAGAGAUGACUCAUAUUCUUCUACAGAGUGGAGUGAAGCCAUCACACUGUCAGUAUCUGAUAAACAACCUGUCCUCUCUGUGUCUCCAUCGUAA
Mugil cephalus (flathead mullet) is the source of this 761-nucleotide messenger RNA. Its product is annotated as leukocyte immunoglobulin-like receptor subfamily A member 3. NCBI's taxonomy places the organism in Eukaryota, Metazoa, Chordata, Actinopteri, Mugiliformes, Mugilidae. Bases 99 to 761 code for a protein of 220 amino acids. Gene Ontology annotation, biological process: cell surface receptor signaling pathway. The transcript has 6 exons. The record is from RefSeq and is a predicted model, not a curated record. Gene Ontology annotation, molecular function: transmembrane signaling receptor activity.